Molecule: messenger RNA, 4197 nt
Organism: Pseudophryne corroboree (corroboree frog)
Lineage: Eukaryota; Metazoa; Chordata; Amphibia; Anura; Myobatrachidae
Gene: ERGIC3
Product: ERGIC and golgi 3
Exons: 13
Coding region: 20-1243 (407 amino acids)
Biological process (GO): endoplasmic reticulum to Golgi vesicle-mediated transport; retrograde vesicle-mediated transport, Golgi to endoplasmic reticulum
Cellular component (GO): Golgi membrane; endoplasmic reticulum membrane; COPII-coated ER to Golgi transport vesicle
Source: RefSeq, a predicted model, not a curated record
UUGGCGCUGUCCUUAACCAAUGAGAUUAGGACCUAUAGACACUGGACCCGGAAGUGGUGCAGUGUUGUCUCUGCUUCCGGUUGAGGAAAUGGAGGCGCUUCACCGGCUUCGGCAGUUUGACGCUUAUCCAAAGACAUUGGAGGACUUUCGGGUGAAGACAUGUGGUGGGGCUAUAGUUACCGUGGUUAGUGGUCUUAUAAUGCUGAUUUUGUUUUUCUCAGAGCUUCAAUAUUUCCUCACUAAAGAAGUCUACCCGGAAUUGUUUGUUGAUAAAUCUAGAGGAGACAAGUUAAAGAUAAACAUUGAUAUUAUAUUUCCGCACAUGCCUUGUGCUUAUCUGAGCAUAGAUGCCAUGGAUGUCGCUGGAGAGCAACAGCUUGAUGUAGAACACAAUCUAUUCAAGCAGAGACUGGAUAAAGAUGGGAAUCCUGUGACUUCAGAAGCAGAGAAGCAUGAUCUAGGAAAAUCAGAAGAACCUGUGGUGUUUGACCCCAAAACUUUAGACUCUGAUCGUUGUGAAAGUUGCUACGGUGCAGAAACAGAUGAUUUUAGGUGUUGUAAUUCAUGUGAUGAUGUGCGUGAGGCUUACCGUCGGAAAGGGUGGGCAUUUAAAACCCCAGAUUCUAUAGAGCAGUGUAAACGGGAGGGCUUCAGUCAGAAGAUGCAGGAGCAGAAGAAUGAGGGAUGCCAGGUGUAUGGCUUUCUAGAAGUUAACAAGGUGGCUGGAAAUUUUCAUUUUGCCCCUGGGAAAAGCUUUCAGCAAUCUCACGUCCACGUUCACGACUUGCAGAGCUUUGGACUUGACAAUAUAAAUAUGACCCAUAAUGUGAGGCAUCUCUCAUUUGGAAGAGAUUACCCAGGUCUAGUAAACCCUCUUGAUGGGACAAGUGUUGCAGCCAUGCAAGCUUCCAUGAUGUUCCAGUACUUUGUGAAAAUUGUUCCUACAGUAUACGUAAAACUUGAUGGAGAGGUAUUACGCACCAAUCAGUUCUCAGUGACCAGGCAUGAAAAGAUUGCAAAUGGGCUAAUUGGAGAUCAAGGCUUACCCGGUGUGUUUGUCCUGUAUGAGCUUUCUCCUAUGAUGGUAAAACUCACAGAGAAGCACAGAUCAUUAACUCACUUUCUAACUGGAGUGUGUGCCAUAAUUGGAGGAGUGUUUACAGUUGCAGGCCUCAUGGACUCUCUCAUCUACCACUCCACACGUGCUAUUCAGAAGAAAAUUGAGCUUGGCAAAACCACAUAAAGGGAAAAAUAUCCUAUAUCUCCAGGCCAGAGACUAUCAAAUUUUGCUCGUCUUCUAUGGAUAUCUGGAAGGGGCAACUAAAAUGACAGGGAGAAAGUGUGUGUGCGCUCACAUAAACUCUAUAUUGUCAUUCUGAGAAAUGCACAAUGAAAGACUCUUUUAAAUAUCAUUUGCCGGAGCCUGCGCUGUUUCCCACGGAAAUGUUAUUAGUGUAACAUGCAAUGUCAUUUGGCAGGUUACAGCAGGUACAUUCUUUAUCACUGGUGAGAUUUUAUCUUUAUUAUUUCAUUUCUCCUUGUGCUGCUCCAAGUGGACGUUGAAUGUACUUUUCUGUAGUGAUGUCUGGCCACUUGGAGAAGCUACUUUGGAGAAUGCAGAUUGUGGUGUAUAGAACUGGAAACCAUCCAUUACCAUGCAGCAAAGCAACAGUCACCAGCAGAGAAGCUGACUACAGGUGUCUGUCGUGAGACGUAAUCUUUACAGUCAUCCAGUUUUAUGCUGUUUAAAGAGCUGAACAACAAGAAGUUGCAAGAAAAUGACCUUAAAAGUGGAUUUUACUAUUUGUUAUGCAGCUAUUAAUUGUUAACAGAAGGAUUUUUUUUCUGAAGUUGUCAUAUGAAGGCGAGUUGUGUAACCAGUAUAGUGUCUAGAUAAUCCCACAUUUUACAGAUGCCAUGUUGCUGGUGAUGCAUUUAAGGACAGGUGGUCUUUCCCGAUACAACCUUUUUAAAAUACAAAGGUCUUCAGUUUUUUAUUUUAUGUGGAUUGACCCUUAAAUGUUGACUUGCAUAUGAAGUAGGGAGCAACAAAACAAUUUGGGUACAAUGAAAGCAUAUCUAAUAAGUUUACUGGUCCUGUGCAUGGCUCUGGUAUAUCCCCUCUUAUUAGGAAAUUUGUUAACAUGUUUUAUUUAAGACUUCCAAUGCAUUAAAUUGGCCAAGGGUGCUUUUGUUCCUGGCUACGGAGACGGAUAUCAGUGUUCUAAGUGAGGUAAAACUGAUGCGGUCUGUCACAGAAAUGUAUUUAUAACAUAUAUAUUAUAUUUUCCCAUGGAAAAUAUUGGCACGUACCAUGCUAGGAUGUUUCCAAUUUUUUUUUUUUUUUUUUUAGGUAAUUUGUGCCAAUGUACUGGUAUGAUCCACACAGUAGAAACUAUUCAAGUGGACCUGUCACAUAGGGAGGGUAUCCAGUUUUCAUACUUCCAAUCUGCUAGGUGUGGGUGACAGAACCAUGAGCACUUCAUAUACACAUAAGGUUUUGGUUUCUAGGGCUACAUUUUUAGGAGUUCAAAAUGGCUACCUCAAGUGUGUGUCCACUUAAAAACAAUAACUUUUUGGUUUUGUGCAGCCUAUUGUUGAUCAUUUGCUCUGACAUCUAGGUUACAGUACAGAUGUCUUUUUGGAUUGUUACUAGUAAUUAAUCUUUAUACUGUGUUGCGUUUUGGUGCACAUAUCUGCAAUGCUCAGUCACAGCAUUUUGUUUGCACUUAAGGUGAGUUCUAUGGUUAUGCUUUAUACACUGUCUUGUAUUAGGGCAUAUGCUAACAGUACUUUGCUUAUAGUUAACCAACGCAGUCUUAACAAGAGAAGUAGCAAACAGAUGUUUCCAAAAGGAUUGUGAUAUUUGACAGAAGCAAAGAUCUGUUCAAAAACGCCAACUAUUUUAGGUAAUUAAAAUAAUCUUGCAAUAUUGUCUAUGGUGCAUUCAGUGUUGCACACAAAGUGGCCACAUUACUUGCUACAAAAAAUAGCGGCAGAUUUCCGCCAGUCGCUGGUAUGUAUGGCUAAACCACCCAUGGGUGUAGUAUGGCUGACCGGUGGUCUCCUGACCGCCGGUCAGCUUACCGACGCCGGGAUCCCGGCAGCAUACCGACGCCGGGAUCCCGGCAGGGAGAGGCGAGUGCAGCAAGCCCCUUGCGGGAUCGCUGCGCUCGCCACGCUGCGGGCUCGGUGGCGACCUGCGGUCGCCACGGGUUCUAUUCCCACUCUAUGGGUGUCGUGGACACCCACGAGUGGAAAUAGUCCCUGUUGGUCGGCAUGCCGACCAUCGGGAUAGUGGGUGUCGGGAUGCUGCAGGAGGUCAUGUGACCGUCGGUCUCCCGAAUACCACCCCCACCCAUAUACAUAUGCUUGUGAGAGCAGCUUACAUCACUGUCUGCACACAUUUUCACCGGGUGUAGUAUGGUUUGCCGGCGGUCAGCAUACCGGCGCCGGAAUCCCAACCACCGGCAUACCGACAGCUGGGUGGGCGCAAAUGAGCCCCAUGCGAGCUCGCUGCGCUCUCCACAGUGGCGCGCCACGCUAUCUAUUCUCCCUCCAGGGGGGUCGUGAACCCCCAAGAGGGAGAAAAGAUGUCGGGAUUCCGGUGCCAGUAUGGUGGUCGCCGAGAGCCCGGCCGCCGGCAAUCCGAACACCACCCUUUUCACCAGCCCUAUCAUCUGUGCAAGAGAUCCUUUUACAAUUGGCUGUUCUUUGCAUGUGCUUACUUAUGAAUAGGGAGCAGUUCCAUCUACACACCUACGACAAACAUAUGUUAGAUGUUACUGUACCUCCUGUUGUUGCCCACUUAAACCCAUUUAGCCACCAGUGGUGUGCCUUCCGUGCUACUCUUAAUAUGCCACAGAUCUGCAAAGAUGCAUGUGUGCGUUUUUGGGUGCUUACGCAGAGCGUGUGCUCCACUUUAUAUCAGGCCCUAAGUGUGUAGUAAAUAUGAAAUUGUAGAUUUUAUUUUCAGCUAACGCCUGGUUCUUUUUAAAAUAGCUGCAGAAAAAAGGAGUUGCUGGGCAGGCGCACUGGUUCCCACUUAUAGUGGACUAAAGAUAUUAAACUAGUAUAUAAGGUUGAUUACAUGUAAAUGUGUACUAUUCAAUGUAUGUAUGAAUGGACAACAUAGAAAAGAACCGGUGGUGCUCCCAAGAGUAAUAAAUAAACCUUUUAUGAGAGGAGGACAGAGAA